AUGACUGCACAACAAGCACCAGAGAACCUGAAGCAGCGACUGAAGGAGUCUUACGAUGCGAUCGCUCCCAAAUACAACAAAUGGACUAUACCCAAGUCUGAGCAGCGACUUCACUACCUGGACAAAUUACUCGACUGUCUCAAUGUCACUGAAUCCCCGCAUCGUUCAGUACUGGAGCUGGGCUGCGGAUGCGGGGUCCCAGUGACCCAGAGGUUAUUGCAGCAUGACGGAUUUCGCGUGGUCGCCAACGACCUGUCUGGAGUUCAGAUUAAAGAAGCACGACAAAACUUGGGUCCGGUACCCGCAGAGCGACUAGAACUGGUAGAAGGCGACAUGUUUGAGCUCUCAUUCCCUGAAGGAUCACUGGACGCUGUCAUUGGUCUCUACAGCUUGAUCCAUCUGCCUUGUUCCGAGCAGGAUGCCAUGAUCAAGAAGAUUGCUUCCUGGCUCAAACCGGGUGGCUAUAUGCUUGCAAACUUUAGCGAAGAGGCAACAUCUGGUGUUGUCUACGAGGAAUGGCUGGACCCGAAAGGCUGGGUUUACUGGAGCGGGCACGGCGCCGAAGGCACGGUGACCAAGGUCCGCGAGGCUGGCUUGGAAAUUGUGGUUAGCGAGGUAGCCAAGGACGCAGUGAAUGCAUCGUUCAUGUGGAUUAUUGGGAGAAAGCCCAAUUAG
This is a messenger RNA of Pestalotiopsis fici W106-1, 675 nucleotides long. RefSeq lists its product as uncharacterized. The record is from RefSeq and is a predicted model, not a curated record. Bases 1 to 675 code for a protein of 224 amino acids. The transcript has a single exon. NCBI's taxonomy places the organism in Eukaryota, Fungi, Ascomycota, Sordariomycetes, Amphisphaeriales, Sporocadaceae.